Truncatella angustata is the source of this 552-nucleotide messenger RNA. RefSeq lists its product as uncharacterized. Lineage: Eukaryota; Fungi; Ascomycota; Sordariomycetes; Amphisphaeriales; Sporocadaceae. The record is from RefSeq and is a predicted model, not a curated record. The coding region runs from base 1 to 552 and encodes 183 amino acids. The transcript has a single exon.
AUGCCUCUUUCCUAUGGUUUUGCGUCUUCCACUGCUCACAGCAUCCCAAAAACAAGCAGACCUAAAAGAGAGGCAUUCCGUCUUGCACCUUUAGCCGUCCCAGGCUCUUCUCAUGGUACUUCAACCUACCGCGAUAAUAAACGCAGUACAGAAAGUAUUACUUCGAGUUGGAACUCGCGCUUCCUUUGCGCUAUGAGUCCGUCUGAUGUCUCACACCGCACUGGUACCCUGCCGCCACCUACUCCUUCCUCCGUUACGGCCUAUUCUACAAAACGUACCAUCAACCCUGGGGUCUACAUCUGUAAAGGUGAAGGGCAUUCCGUUCGACACAGCUGGAUCGUCGGCGGUCGCUUGGUCGAGUUCCCGUUUCCCGAGAGUCGAAGUUACGAUGGCCACACCGACGAACAUCAGAGGAAACACUACAUGGAAGAAGGUACUCAGCCACCUAUAUCCAUUCCCAGCUCUGGCUCUUGUCGAAGACCGAGCGAAGUCAGCACCAGUAGCAUCGGCAGUGCUAGUAGCAGUGGAAAGUCGUACAGAUGGAGUGCAUAA